This is a messenger RNA of Anopheles coluzzii, 2180 nucleotides long. It is a transcript of the gene Grasp65, whose product is annotated as Golgi reassembly-stacking protein 2. Gene Ontology annotation, biological process: Golgi organization. The coding region runs from base 139 to 1866 and encodes 575 amino acids. The record is from RefSeq and is a predicted model, not a curated record. The transcript is spliced from 3 exons. Gene Ontology annotation, molecular function: protein binding. Gene Ontology annotation, cellular component: Golgi apparatus. Lineage: Eukaryota; Metazoa; Arthropoda; Insecta; Diptera; Culicidae.
CAAAUGUUUGUUGCAGGCAAGCAAAAAGAGAUAAAAAAAAGUUUUCCUUCCCUACGGCUGGGCUUUCGCAUCGUUGGCUGUACAAAAGUGGAUAAUUGAUCGAAUUGCAAGAUAAAACUGCUCUGCUAGGUAAACGACAUGGGCCUAUCGCACAGCAUUGCCGUACCGGGAGGCGGAACCGAGGGAUACCAUGUUUUGCGGGUGCAAGACAACUCACCGGGCAAGACGGCGGGGCUGGAAGCAUUUUUCGACUUUAUACUCGCCAUCGGAAACACUCGGCUGGACCAGGACAACGAUACGCUGAAGGAGCUGCUGAAGGCAAACAUUGACCGGGAGAUCCAGAUGACGGUGUACAGCAGCAAGACGCAGAACAUCCGGCUGGUGGACAUUACGCCCAGCAGUACCUGGGGCGGGCAGGGGCUGCUCGGGGUUAGCAUACGCUUUUGCUCGUUCGAGGGUGCCAACGAGAACGUGUGGCACAUACUGGAGGUGCAUCCGUCGUCCCCGGCCGAGGAAGCUGGGUUGAUCCCGUUCACGGAUUACAUUAUCGGUGCCGAUUCGAUACUGCACGAGAGCGAGGAUCUGUUUACGCUGAUCGAAUCGCACGAAGGUCGCCCGCUGAAGAUGUACGUGUACAAUACGGAUCUCGACCGGUGCCGGGAGGUGACGAUUACGCCCAACUCGAAGUGGGGCGGUGAAGGAAGCCUCGGCUGUGGCAUUGGCUAUGGGUAUCUGCACCGGAUACCGAUUCGCAUGAUGCCGGCUGAUGCAAAGGUGCCGCUGAAUGGUGGAGCACAGUCCGUGCCGGUUGUUCCGGUGGGCAGUACGGCCAUGUUCCCGACCGCGACGACAGCGACGCAGAAUACGAUGGCGGGCUCGACGGUGGACACGACGAAUGCGAACCGCUCCAUGCCCUUCAUACCGAUGGUGCCCCCGCUAGCAAAUACGUUCGCUACACCGGUUAGCAAUGCGGCCCAUGAUCUGCUUACGGUUUCACAGCCCACCAACACGAUGACAGCCAUGACGGCAACGACAACCCCGGCGGUGGUAGGCGAUCUGGCCAACCAGUUCGCUACUCUAUCGACAGCGACGGGCCAAACGGAUCAGGUGAACAAUAAUGUGGAAACGCAAACGACACCAACGCAACCGGCGUACAACAAUAAUGCCGGACAGCCGGGAGAAGUAGCAUCACCACCGAUUCACGUCGGUCCUGCCAUCUAUACACCCCCGGCCGGUUCCGCUGAACAAGUUCAAAAUCCUUCUGCGAACGGUGAACCUGGUCCACAGCAGGUAGCGAUGGCGAACCUUUCCUAUCCGACAUCGUCCGUUCCCUCGCUACUACCAACGACGGGCGCCAAUCCCUACUCGAUGGCUAGCACUGUGCCACCUCCUUCGACACUGGCCAGUGAUUUCUACCAAAUGUAUGGCUCGACGGCUGCCCCCACCAGCGGUAGCACUGCCGUGGCACCGAGCGCCAACAGCUACGCCAUGUCCAGCACGAUUGACUUUCUGCAGAGCCAGCAGCAGCAACCACAGCAACCCUGGGGCUCGCAACCUCCAGUACAGAUGUACUCCACGUACCCUCAGGUGCAGCCGAUCCCGGAUCCGUCCCAAUCGCCCGCCCACCACCAACCGGCGGGUGCUGGUGGUUCGGUUCCGGCCGCAUCCACACUAUUCCAAAGCAACGCCGUUACGACACCCAUCUCCCUGCCCGGCAUGCCGCCGAUAACGGUCAGUGCAACGAUUCAGCCGGAAGCGCUCAGAGGGCUGCAGUUCACUAACGCUCCCGUGUCGGGCGCUCCGCCGCAACAGCUCCAGCAGCAGCAGCCACCGCUAAUGACCAUGCCUGCCCCAACGCUGCAAUGAAGCGAAUGACAACGCGGAACAGGGACGAACGGUCGGUAAUUGUGCAAUCGCGUUGGAUGUUGUACAUAGGGAGCAAUCCAACCCGUUGGAACGAUCUUUCAGCACCCGGUUCGGAGCUGCGACCAUCGAACGGAAAAGGAACACGACGGAGCAAUGUUUUGGUGCAUUUUGGUUGCCCUGGGUGACUCGCCGGAUAAAGUACACACGUAUAAUUUUUAUCUUGCGCUUUACGUUAUGCCUAAGUUUAGUCAAUCUAUGAAACAAUGGAUAAAGUAUCGUUAUCUUUAUUAAAUCUAAAAAUUAUGUCAAGUAAA